AUGCCACCAAAGAAGAUAAAAAAGGCCCAGUUCGAGUCUCGGGAUUUGGUAUUGGCGAAAAUGCACGGGUUUCCUGCUUGGCCAUCGUUUGUGAUGCCCGAAGACAUGGUACCGGAUGCAAUAAUGAAGGCAAAGAAGAAAACCACAAACUAUUGCGUUAUUUUCAUUCCGGAUGGAGACUUCUACUGGAUGAAUGACAAGAACCUCGAACCUUUGUCGGAGGAGAAGUUAGAUAAAAAGUUGGAAAAGAUCCCCAACAAUAAACCGAAGAAGAAAGCUGGGGGGAGGACACUUCAGGUUACUGAUGCACUCUUAGCGACAAAAGGAUUGGACUUUGAUGAGUUCAUGGAAAGGUUAGACAAAGAUAGAAUUCAGGGUGAUGAGGAUGAAGAAGAGGCAGAGGGAUACGAAGAUGAAGAGGAAUACGAUGUAGAUGAAACAAGCGAAUCAAAAAAACCGAAUGUCGAUGAAGAAGAGGAAGCAGCAACAGAAGGAGUUGCAAUGGAAGAAGAGGAUGACCUGCUGUCAGAGAAAAAUAACAGAUCGAGAAGGAAGCGUUCUAUAUCAAGUAACGGCAAGCGUAAAAACUUGAAGGCUUCCAACACCACACCGACAGCGUCGUCACAGGCUGAAUACACGAACGGUCAUAAUAAGACUAAGCUGGGGGGAAGUCCGAAACUCACUGAAGAAGAGAAACAACACCAAUUAUGGCUAUGUCGGAUCAAAUUACAACGAUCAUUAAUUCAAAGAAACCAACCCGUUACCCCUGCAAACCCCAAACAGUUUCCACCUCCCACCGCCAACGAGCUCCUGGUCGCUAGACUCAUAUUACACCGUCUAGUCGAGUUUCCUGUAAAUUUAGAAUUGCUUAAGAAAACCAAAAUCCAUAAAGUACUCAAAUGCAUAUUGAGGGAUAAGGACCUCGAGUAUCCCGACAGUUUCAAAUUGCACGAAAAAUGCGAGGAAUUGUUAGCGAAGUGGAAUCCUAUAAUCGAAGACCUAAAGGUAGAAAAGCUGAAGGAUCCUAAUGGCCAGAACUUAAACCAUAACCAUUCAUCAUCCACAACGAGUGCGCUAACCGACGUCAAAAACAACGAGUCCAGGCUCAGCAGUCUGGCACCUGACGACUCAGAGAUCUCGGCUCUCGAAAACGUCACCAACGACUCCAUAAAAAAGGAAUCUGCCAAUGGCAACUCCGACUACCGCUCUGAAAACGAUGCCACCGUGCAGUCUGAUCUCAAAAACGAGCCCAAGGACUCCGAAGACAUCAAUGAAUCCGUCACCAACGACGUGUCUGUGAUAAGCUGA
Debaryomyces tyrocola is the source of this 1308-nucleotide messenger RNA. Lineage: Eukaryota; Fungi; Ascomycota; Pichiomycetes; Serinales; Debaryomycetaceae. The record is from the annotation of a GenBank genome assembly.